AGGAGGAGAAAGGGGGGUGGGGCGGGCCCUUGGACUCCGACAGUGCCCAGGCAGGGCAGCAAGGGGCCGCCCGGCGCAGCGCGCUUGCCCCGCUCAGUCGGACCCAGCCGGCGCUGCUGCCUGUCCCCCGAGUCCCGCAUCCCGCGCCUCGGGCCGGACCCCAGCCCCAGCCAUGCCCGAGCAGCUCAGCGUCGCCGAGUUCCUGGCGGUCACCGCGGACGACCUUAACUCCCCGAGUGGCCCCGCCGCGCUCGCCUUCGCCGCCAAGAUGCCCCGAUGCCGGGGGGCGGCGUUGGCCCGGGAGGAGGCUCUUGAAGGGGACCAAGCCAUCCUGCAGCGAAUUAAGAAAUCAGUCCGGACGAUUCAUAGCUCUGGCCUUGCCCACGUGGAGAAUGAGGAACAGUACAGUGAGGCCCUGGAGACCUUCGGUAACAGCCACCUCUCCCAGAACAACCACGAGCUGUCCACAGGCUUCCUGAACCUGGCUGUGUUCACUCGGGAGGUGGCUGCCCUCUUCAAGAAUCUGGUGCAGAACCUGAAUAAUAUUGUCUCUUUCCCCCUGGACAGCUUGCUGAAGGGCCAGCUGAGGGAUGGUCGACAGGAUUCCAGGAAGCAGGUGGAGAAGGCUUGGAGAGACUAUGAGACCAAAAUGGCCAGGCUGGAGAAGGAGAAGGAGCGGUCCAGAAUGGCUGGAGGGGGCCCUGGAGAGGCCGCCCAGGACACCCAGCGAGAGCGCCGAGUCUUCCAGCUGCACAUGUGUGAGUACCUGCUCAAAGCCAGCGAGAACCAGAUGAAACAAGGUCCUGAUUUCCUCCAGAGCCUCAUUAAGUUCUUCCACGCCCAGCACAACUUUUUCCAAGAUGGCUGGAAGGCAGCUCAAAGCUUGUCUCCCUUCAUUGAGAAACUGGCGGUCUCAGUACACUCGCUGCACCAGGCCCAUGAGGAGGACAUUCAGAAGCUGACCCAGAUCCGGGAUUCUCUCCGGGGUGUCCUGCAGCUGGAGAGCAGAGAGGAAACUGCAAGUCGGAAGAACUCCGGAGGCAGCUACAGCAUCCACCAGCACCAGGGGAACAAGCAGUUCGGCACGGAGAAGUCGGGCUUCCUGUACAAGAAGAGCGACGGAAUUCGGAGAGUUUGGCAGAAGAGGAAGUGUGGAGUAAAGUACGGCUGCCUGACCAUCUCUCACAGCACGAUAAAUCGGCCUCCAGUGAAGCUGACGCUGCUGACUUGCCAAGUGAGACCGAGCACAGAGGAGAAGAAGUGUUUUGACCUAGUGACCCAUAAUCGGACGUACCACUUUCAGGCUGAGGACGAGCACGAGUGUGAGGCGUGGGUGUCCGUGUUACAGAACAGCAAAGAUGAAGCCCUGAGCAGUGCCUUCCAGGGGGAGUCAGGAGGUGGACUUCAGGGGAGCCCAGUGGGGCCCGGGCUGGAUGGGGACCUUCGGGACCUCACCAGGCUGAUCAUUGCUGAGAUCAAAAGCAGGCCUGGAAACAGUCAAUGCUGUGAUUGCGGAGCCUCAGACCCCACGUGGCUCAGUACCAAUCUGGGAAUCCUCACUUGCAUCCAGUGCUCAGGCGUCCACCGGGAGCUGGGUGUGCGCUUCUCCCGAAUCCAGUCGCUCACCCUGGAUGUGCUGGGGCCCGCAGAGUUGUUGCUGGCUGUUGGCAUUGGAAAUACACAGUUCAAUGAGAUUAUGGAAGCUCAGCUCACUUUGAACGGUGCCGUCAAACCCUCCAGUGAGAGCGACAUGAGCACCCGAAGAAACUACAUUGUGGCCAAGUAUGUGGAACACAGAUUUGCUCGCCGAGGCGGGUACGAGGCCCACAGGCUCUGGACGGCAAUCUGCAACCGGGACCUCCCGGCUGUCCUGGAAGCCUUUGCCAAUGGCCUGGACUUUGGACAGCCACUGCCUCGGCCAGAUGGGCAGCCUUCUGGAGAGCUUGCCCUGCACUUGGCCGUCCGCCUUGCUGACCAGACCUCCCUGCCCCUGGUGGAUUUCAUCAUCCAGAACGGAGGCCACGUGGACGCUAAGGCUCCGGACGGGAACACGGCUUUGCACCUCGGGGCCCUGCACAACCAGGCCGACUGCCUCAAGCUGCUGCUCAAAGGGAGAGCCUCCGUGGGCACAGUGAAUGACGCUGGUGAGACUGCCUUGGAGGUGGCCCGGAAGACCCGACACAAGGAAUGUGAGGAUCUACUGGAGCAGGCCCAGGCCGGGACCCUCAUCCUCCCACUCCACAUAGACUACCCCUGGGGGGUUUCCCCGGAUCCUGCAUCAGAGAGUGAGGAGGAGGAAGAAGAUAAGCGCUGUCCCAUCAAGCUCCCAGCCCCAGCUAGGCCCCGAUGGGGCUGUUCGGGUCUGGACAUAAGCAACAAGACCUAUGAGACCAUCGUCAGCCUGGGCCCCACGCAGACCAACAACAGAAGAGCCCACACAGAAGAGCUCCCUCCUCCUCUCCCUGUCAAAAGCCCUUCCCGGGCCUCCUCCCAAGGUCGGAUAGGACAUGGGAGUGGAGAUGGCCCAGAAGUUCUCAGCUCGGGCUCAGAACCACCUGGAUCCCUGGAGUCACCAUCUGUGUUCAGUCCAUCCACCUCCAGCAUCUCCAGUCCCACAGAAAGUAUUCUUACCCGGCCAGCCAGCUGUAGCUCCUCAAGUCCUCGAGUCCCAGGCCAGACUGAGGCCUGUUCGGAGGAAAACCUCUGGGAGGCCUCGGGGACAGCUCAUCCCCUCCCACCCUCAGGGACCACCUCUCCUGAGCAGCUUCCUCCAGUCAGGUUCAGCUCAGAGAGCACUCGAUCCUAUCGCCGUGGUGGUCGAGGCCUGGAAGACACCCCUGUGGCCAGGCAGCUGCCCCCUGGGCCCUUGGCCAGAAGAGCUGUAUCGAUCCCCCUUCCCAGCCAGCCCCAGGGGAAAUCCAAAAGAACUAAGUCCCUGACAGACGGCCGGAUGGAGGACACCCGAUCCCCCUCCACCUGCUCCCAGGGGGACGUGAGUGUGGCUCCGUACACUGAGGAUGAGCAGAGCUGGGAUGGCGUCACUGAAGCAGACGGCUCCAAAACUGGACUCCUCUUGGCCAGUUCCGUGAAGCUUUCACAGGACUGACCCCCCCUCCCAUACCCUGCCCAGGCUGGGCUUGGGCCAUCCCCAUCAGAGAAGAUCCCCGGCUGGGACUGGGACCAGUGGUCAGCUCAGAGGAUCAGCGAUCCAGGGGCGUGCUUGGUCCCGAAUUCCUCUUGCUGACCACAUCCUGGCAGAGGACUCACUCAAACCUGGGGUCAUUCUGAGGCAGUGGCAACCAGGGAGGGUUGAGGUGGACUUUUCAGCUGUAUCCAGGACCCCCCCAUUCUUGGAUCUCUGCUUUUGUUUCACCAUCGUCACCAGUGUGACAAUCCCAGCUGAGAGGCUAGUCUUGGCUAAUUUUUUUUCUCCCAGUGAGGCUUUGAUGGUGGAUUCUAAGAUAGUUAUUGCCGGACUCCCCCCUAACAGACUAAAAACUGAUUUUCUUCCUCAUCUCCCUUCCCCUAAGACAAGAACUACACCGACUCCAUCAAAUAUAAGAUAGGGCUGGGCUCUGUUUUCCCCAUCAUUUAUUCAUUUAACAAACAUUUCUCUUGACCCUUUUCUUUGUGCUGAACCUUAUGCAGAGGAAUCAAUCUCUGCCCUCAGAGUUAGUAGGAAAGCUUACAUUGUCCAGAAGGUCGGGACUGUGUCUCUUCCAUCAGGUCCAAGGGAAAAAAAGCCUCUGGGUUCAGAGAGUAUUCCGGCUCGGCUGUUUCUGGGGCUGGUCCUCAAACCCUGGCCUUGGGACACUGCAGGUGAAGAAGAAAAAAAGAGAGGGGCAAGGAGUUAUCAGACAGAAAGCUUAGCCAGGGGUGGGUAAGCAAAGCCAGAGUUCUGUCCCCCACAGCAGAAAAUAGGAAGACAUUUCCCCAGCACUCAGGUCAGAGAGAGGAAGAAAAGAGGAAGGGAAACUAGGGACGUGUGGGUCACCCUUCUCUGAAUCCCAUCUUCCCCCUCCUGCAGCCAGUCCUGAUUUCACCAACUCAAGAGUUCUCUUGCCUGGGAGGAAGGAAGGAAAGGGAAGUGGGUAGAUGUGACCCCAGAGGGAAUGAAUUAAGGAUUUCCCCAUGGUCUAUCCCAGUGUCCAGCAUUCUACUAUGAGACAUCCUUUGAGAUCUUAAAGGCUUCCGGGUCCCCAAGAGCUCUCAGUGAACAUUCAGAUAGUUUUGGAAGGGGGAACGAAAGAUAGGAGGGGACCUUCUUAGGAAUCUGUUAGGAGAGAGUGGCCACUAUGUGGAGAUUGGGUCUCUACACCAGUUACCCUUACAGACGUGACUGGCUCCCUGCCUCUAGGAGGACUGAGAUACUCUCAUGUUGUUCAUCUCAGACUUUUUGUCUCCCUGAUUUGGAAUAAAGACUUUAUCAUUGUUAUUUUUAGUAAA
Messenger RNA from Antechinus flavipes (yellow-footed antechinus), 4446 nucleotides. RefSeq names its product ArfGAP with SH3 domain, ankyrin repeat and PH domain 3 (gene ASAP3). Bases 173 to 3106 code for a protein of 977 amino acids. Gene Ontology annotation, cellular component: cytoplasm; focal adhesion. NCBI's taxonomy places the organism in Eukaryota, Metazoa, Chordata, Mammalia, Dasyuromorphia, Dasyuridae. Gene Ontology annotation, molecular function: protein binding; GTPase activator activity. Gene Ontology annotation, biological process: cell migration; positive regulation of GTPase activity. The record is from RefSeq and is a predicted model, not a curated record. The transcript has 26 exons.